Molecule: messenger RNA, 1632 nt
Organism: Aureobasidium pullulans EXF-150
Lineage: Eukaryota; Fungi; Ascomycota; Dothideomycetes; Dothideales; Saccotheciaceae
Product: carboxylesterase
Exons: 1
Coding region: 1-1632 (543 amino acids)
Source: RefSeq, a predicted model, not a curated record
AUGCGUUGUCUUCUAUCAGUCAUAUCUCUGAGCGCUUUGUUUGCUUCCUGCAUCUCUGCGUCUUCCCCUAUUGUUACUGUCAAGAACGGCACUGUUCAAGGUCAUCACUCUACUGAGUGGGACCAGGACUUCUUCCUUGGCAUUCCUUACGCUCAACCUCCUGUUGGCGAUUUGCGGUUCAGAUGGCCUCAAUCUAGAAAUUCUUCCUUUGACGGGGUUCUGAAUGCCACCCGCUACGGUUACAGUUGUUAUCAGUACGGAAGUAACUUCAAUCUGAGUGAGGAUUGUUUGACUCUUAACGUGGUGCGUCCAAGAGGCCAUGAAAACAAAACACUGCCGGUUCUGGUCUGGAUCUAUGGUGGAGGACUCACACUGGGUAGUACUGCCGACCAACAGUACAAUCUCAGCGGCAUCGUGGAAGCUUCAACCCGGACUGAUAAUCCAUUUAUCGCCGUCAGCAUGAAUUAUCGACUUGGUGUCUGGGGCUUCCUCAAUACACCAGUCGUUCAUGCAGAAGGUUCUUCCAACGCUGGUCUUCUUGACCAGAGACUUGCACUUCAGUGGGUUCAGGAAAAUAUAGCAUCUUUUGGUGGUGACCCUAGACGAGUCACUGUCUGGAGUGAAUCGGCAGGAGCUCAAAGCAUCGGCUUCCACUUGACCAGCUACGGCGGCCGCAACGACAAUCUCUUUCAAGCUGCCAUCUUGGAGUCUGGAGGACCCGAGGGCGCGAGUUUGAACACGUUACCUUUCUACUCCGCCGCGACUGACAAUCUGACAAGGACCGUGGGUUGUCCAAGGACAUGGACGUCCCCUUCCCAGCUUGCAUGUCUUCGCAAUCUCAGCUCAGCAGCUCUUUUCGCCUCGAACUAUACCGUCGUUUGGAAUCCCAUUGUCGAUGGAGAUUUCUUGACAGAUUAUCCCUCAUCUCUCCUAGCCCAGGACAAAUUCAUUCGUGUACCCUUGCUCACAGGCGCGAACACGGAUGAAGGUGUUUCUUUCUCCGUCCAAAAUCUCAACACUACUACCGAUGUCUAUAACUCCCUGUUCUACUGGCGCAAUUAUGCACUGUCGCCUCCUAGCAUCCAAGAGCUACUGCAGCUUUAUCCCAACAAUCCUGCUAUAGAGCCUCCGUACUCCAACCAUGCCAAUGUCACGUAUCCAAAAUACGGCGCACAGUGGCGACGCUCGGCAGCCAUUGGAGGUGAUCUGGUGAUGAUAGCACAACGCCGCAGAAUGGCUGAGCUGUACACGAAGGCUGGUCAGAAGGUCUACUCAUACCGCUUCGAUACACCUCUUUACAAUGCGACUGUGCCUGGAUCAGUCAAGCACUUCGACAAUGUCAUGUUCUCCUUCCAAAACAUCUCAGGAGCCAUGGGACCUUUGCCACAAUAUCAAUCGUACAGGACAUUGAGUUCUGGCAUUGGCAAGCUAUACGCCAACUUUGUGGGCACUCACAACCCCAAUGGCGUGAACACGACUAAUGGUACUGGAUUACCUUACUGGCCUCAGUACAAUAUCGAUGCACCUACCAACUUAGUCUUGAAUGCCACGGCGAGCUUCUCAGAGCCAGACACGUUCCGCAAACAGGGUAUCAGUUUCAUCAACAGUAUCUGGCGAGAAUUGUUGGCAUAG